Messenger RNA from Hibiscus syriacus, 2877 nucleotides. RefSeq lists its product as uncharacterized. The transcript has 6 exons. The record is from RefSeq and is a predicted model, not a curated record. NCBI's taxonomy places the organism in Eukaryota, Viridiplantae, Streptophyta, Magnoliopsida, Malvales, Malvaceae. Bases 958 to 1530 code for a protein of 190 amino acids.
CUUAGUUUAAAAAAGCGUCGCUUAAGCACGAUUAAAGCGCUAAGCGACUCGAGCGAGGCCUCUGGCGCUUUAGCAUGGCAAAACACUACGAAUUCAUUAAGCGAUAGUAAUCGGCGCUUUUAGCAAAGCGCUAAUCGGUGCUUAAUCGCGAAUUUAGAAGAUACGAUUAUGGGCUUUAGGAGAUACAAUUUUUGGGCUUGUUUAGGGUUUAGCGGGCUAUUAGAUUAUCAGGCUUAGAUUGGCUUUUAGUUUAGGCGGGCUAGGGUAAAAAAUGUGAUUGAAACAAGCGACAGAGAAGCUUGAGCGGUAAAAAAUUCCCAGAGCGAUCAUCUUCCACGCCUCUCGCCUCACGCUCACGACUCCUGACUCACGAGUCACAGCUCAAGUUUUGAUCAUCAUCUUCCUCUCAUCUCACUCGAGUCACGCUGCUGCUGCACUUCAUCAACCGAAUGACUUCAACAGCGGGUAACGCAGGUUCUCCAAAGAACGGGUCAGAAGACCCGAUUAGGAAAUAUACAAUACAAGAUCCGAAUAAUAAAAUCAGCUUUACAUGCUCUUUUUGUGGACAAACAUUUAAGGGAGGUGUGUUUCGGAUCAAACUGCAUAUGAUUGGUGGUUUUAAGGAUGCUCGUAAAUGUCCAAACUGUCCGGAGCAUGUGCGGGAAGAAUUAAAUGUGUUCAUGAUGAAGAAACAAACGACAAAGGCAGAACAACAUAUGCAAGCAAAAAAAUGGAUGCACCAACAACAAGAUGAUGAAUACGAUGGUGAAGAAGAAGAUGUUGUUGAAAUAGGCGGCCGUAGUAGCAAGAUGCCCCCACCCAAAAAACCAAGGCAAAAAGGUCCUAUGGACAUGUACUUCACUCCUAAUCCUCAAGAAGCAAUCAAAGCUAGGAAGGAAGGGAGACAACAAACCAUCAAUUAAACGUGUCGAAAGGACCUUAGGGAUAAAGUUUGUCAUGAGAUUGGGAGGCAUUUCUUUUAAUGCCGCAACAUAUGAGAGUUUUCAAAUAAUGAUCGAAGCAAUCGGACAGUUUGGCCCCGGGAUGAAAGCACCAAGUAUGUACGAGUUAAGAGUUCCUAUACUUAACAAGGAAGUAGAGGAAGUUCAAAACCAAAUUGUGGAAAAUAAGAAAGAAUGGGCAGAAAAAGGUUGUUCAAUACUAUCGGAUGGAUGGCGUGAUUCCGUUGUUCAAAAAGAUAUCAACUUCCUGGUAAACUCCCCAAAGGGUUCGGUUUUCGUGAAGUCACAUGAUGUAUCUGAUGUUUCAAAGGAUGCUGAUUUGUUGUUUCAUGUUCUUGAUAAAAUGGUGGAGGAAGUUGGUGAAGAGAAUGUGGUGCAGGUGGUGACUGAUAAUGCAUCAGCUUAUGUGAAGGCAGGGAAGUUGAUGGAAGCUAAAAGACAACAUCUUUAUUGGACACCAUGUGCUGCACACUGCCUAGACUUGAUGUUGGAGGAUAUUGGCAAACACAUUCCUAGGGUUCAAAAUGCUUUUAAAAAAGGCCAUUUACUCAAAUGGAUAUAUAUAUAGUCAUGUUGGUUUGGUGAACUUGAUGAGAAAGUUCACAAACCAAAGAAACUUGCAUAGACUGGCCAUCACAAGAUUUGCUACUUCCUUCAUCACUCUUGCCCAGAUCCACAAACAAAAAAACAAUUUGAGGAAGAUGGUGACUUCUCAAGAGUGGGAAGCGAGCAAGUGGUCUAAAGAACCCACGAGUAAGAAAAUAAAGUCUUACUUUUUGCAAGAAACGUUUUGGAGGAAUGUACUUUAUUCUCUCAAGUUGACGGGCCCCUUAGUGAAAGUUCUUAGACUAGUUGAUGGAGAAAAAAAUCCAGCCAUGGGUACAUCUAUGAGGCAAUGGAUAGAGCUAAGGAGGCGAUUCAUGAUAGUUUUCCGAAUCGAGAGGAUGAUUACAAGAAAGCUUUUGAAAUUAUAGAUCAUAGGUGGGAAUGUCAACUACAUAAACCUUUGCAUGCUGCGGGACAUUUCUUGAACCCGAGGAUCUUUUAUGACGAAGUUGGUGGUGUGCUUUGUGAAGAAGUUGAAAACGGUUUUUAUGAAUGCAUGUUGAGGCUUGUUCGCGACCAAGAAACUCAAGACAAGAUUUCAGACGAGUUAGUUAAAUACCGAAGGGCAGAAGGUCUCAUUGGUAUUAGCUUGGCUGUUAGGCAAAGGAAAACAAAAUCACCAGCUGAUUGGUGGACAAUGUAUGGAUCUUCGGCUCCUAACUUGAAAAAGUUUGCUAUACGGGUUCUUAGUCUCACUUGUAGUGCUACAAGUUCUGAGAGAAACUAGAGUGUUUUUCAACAACUUCACACUAAGAAACGAAAUAGAUUGGCACAAUCUAGAUUGAAUGACAUGGUGUUUGUGAAAUUCAAUCGUGCCUUGGAUCGCCGAGCUAAAAGUAAGGAGACCGAUCCUAUUCUUUUGCAAGAUAUUGAUGAGAGCAAUGAGUGGUUGAUGGGAAGAAUGGAAAAUGAUGAAGAUGAUGAUGAGGCGGUGUUUGUUGGUGAGGAUUUGACAUGGAGUGAUAUUGCUAACGCUUCCGGUGCAUAUGAGCCUAGUUAUCUAACUAGAGCAUCAAAAGUAGUGAAUGAUGGAGCCGGACCAUCGAGAAAUGAUAAAGGAAAAUCUCUUGCUCAUAAUCCUAUCUCUAGUAGACCAUCUCGUAGAUGCUUAGUUGAUGAAGAUGAGAUGGAAGAAGAUAUUGGAGUGUCUAGUGAUAAAGGAGAUUGUGUUGUCCGAGUUGAUGACGAUGACGAUUUAGAGGAUUUUUAGUUAUAAGGAAUUGAGGGUUUAGAAAAAUACUUUUGUUCAUCUCACUUUAGAUUGCUUUUGGUGUAGACCAUCUUUUGAGAUUAAUAUGCUCGUAUAGUC